CUGGCCCCUCCUGAAGAGCUUGACAGGUGGGGGUUGGUCGGGACAUUGAGAUUUGUAACAGCAGCCUCCCUACUCCCCAGUAAACGGGGAUCGUAAGGCACAGCCGAGGCUGAGACUGCUGUGGGGUAGUCUAGGCCGCCUGCUGGAAUGUCGGUCGGUGCUGCAUUGAGCUGUCUUUCAAGUGGUUGCGUGGGAGACCUGCACUUGCUGUGUGCUACCUUGACUGAGGACUUUUGAGGAAAUUCUGUUUGACAAUUACUUUAAGGUCCAGCGUGACACCCUCCCUCAGACUCAGUCUCUAGUGACUUUCUGAUGGGAGCGCCUCUGCUUCAUCGAGGAUUGGAGGCACUUAGUGCUCAACAAAUUUAGGUCGCUUUUUUUCCUCCACAGUUUUGUUACCUCCCUGAUUUGCCAGGCUUGGCUUUGAGUGAAUUUUGGCUUUUUUGGGGUUGUGGGGGGCUCUCUGAUUCAUUCAGCAGAUCUUCACUGAGUGGCAGAUGUGUGCAAAGUGCUUGGGAUGCCAAAGACAAGUGUGUUGUCUGUAUUUAGUGUUGGGACAGACAGUGAUUGAGACAACAGAUUUAAUCUUCACUGAUGACAGUGACGAUGCCACAAAAGACGUGGGCGCUGACAGAGGGUGGCUGCUGGUGUAGGCAGGAUGGUUAGGGACCUCCUUUCUCAGAACUGACCGGGAAGGGAUGGUGGGGACCAGGCCAUUUGGGGCCUCACAGAUCAGGGCUGAUGAGUUUGGCUCCAUUUAUGCUUGACUCAGUUUAUUUGAGGGUGGGAGCACUCCUGUUUCUCAGAAUUCCCUGUGCCUAACCCCAGGCGUGGCAGAUAAUACUCGCUCAGUAAAUGUUUAUUGAACAAAUAAUUGAUUGAGAGUGAUGGAACACAUGCAACUGUGGGGCUGGGAGCAGGAGCGCGAGGCCUGUCUCUGAAUGCAGCCUGGACAGCGUGCCCUUCUCAUCCGCCAGGUGAGACCAGCAGGAAAAAGCCAUCUCAGCAGUGGUUGGUGGUUGUAUUUAUGGUUAAAUUUUAUUUUGAGAUGCUCGUAGUCUCACAUGCAGUUGUAAGAAUACUGAGGGAUCCUGUGUCCCCUUCUCCCAGCCGCCCCCUGGGUAACAUCUGGUGAAAUUCAACGCACUCUCAGCACCAGGAUCGGGGCACUGAUACUGCCAGGACACAGAACAUCAGGACGGCUCCGUCCCCGUGCAAAUCCGUCAUGUCGGCCUUUUAUAGUCCCACACACACCGCUAAUCUGUUCUCUGUUUUUGUGAUUUUGUAUUUCAAGGGUGUUGUGUGCAUGGGGUCGUGGAGUGAGUGGCCCUUUGGGGUUAGCUGUUUUCAUUCAGUGUGAUUCCCUAGAGCGUUCUCAGUCCCGCCAGUCAAGUUUCUUCCUUUUGCUGCUGAGUGGUAUGUUGUGGCCUGGCUGGCCUGCAGCUUGUUUAACCAUUCACCUGUUAAAAGACACCUGGGCUGCGUCUCGAUUUUAGUUGUUACAAAUAAACGUUGCUCUCAACAGUCCUGGGCAGGUUUUUGUUGAAUGUAAGUUUUCAUUUCUCUGAUAUAAAUGCCCAAGAGUACAAUUUCUGGGUCAUAGGGUAGUUACAUAUUCAGCUUUAUUAAAAAGUGCCUGUUUUCCAGAGUGGCCAUACAGCGGUUUUUGUUUGUUCUUUUAAAUGGCUUAACAAUGGAAGGAAAGGCGCUUCUGCAGGGCCUGGCAUAGAAAGCCCAUGGAGAGCUGCCCUGUGGGUGGGGAAGCGGGUGACGGGAGCCCCACUGCUUCUCAGAAACCCGAGUGACACUGCGUCUUUCCAGUCCCAAGAUUCUCCUUUUUUGCUAAAGGCAUCAGAAGAGAUGAAAGCAUUUCUACUACCCACAUUUCGGGGACACUCCUAGCUUUUACUUUAGAGUUGGGAGAGAGGCUUGGUUUUCAUUGUCAUUUAAAUCCUGUCGGGUUUUCAGCAGAGCCUGAUCUUUAGUGCCCUGGGUGCAGCUAUCGGUCUGGAGAUGCAGAUCACUGUCUGUUGAAAAGAGCCCUCCUGCUGGGGUUAGGGAUCUCCUGAUUGAGGCAUGGAUCCAAGGGCUUCUUUCUUUGUUUCUCUGAUUCCCUGAGCCUCUUCCUUGUGUGUGUGGUGCAUGUGCACUUGUGUGAGCGCACCAGGAACCAUGACAGCAAUCAACGAGUAUGACUGGGGGUGGGGAGCAGAGGCAGCAUGGCCAGGAAUCUGUACUCGAGCUACCAAGAGGAAGGAAGUCGCAGCAAAAAUAGCCUGGGUGGGGUGGUAGAAAAUAUUAAGGGGAAAAUGAGAUGACUGGGGUGGGGUUGAAGAAGAGCUGCUUAAAGAGAAACAGGGACACACACUGGACACAGAAUGUUCAGCUUAACAAAGAAAUGACACUUGCCAGCAACCGGAGCCUAGCAGAAGGAAACCUUCGGUACCAGCCCCAGCUGGACACGUUGAAGGCACGCUUGACCCAGAAAUACCAGGAACUCCAGGUUCUCUUUGAAGCCUAUCAGAUAAAGAAGACCAAAUUAGACAGACAGUCUAGCAGCGCUUCCUUGGAGACCCUGUUAGCACUUCUUCAGGCAGAAGGGGCCAAGAUUGAGGAAGACACUGAGAACAUGGCAGAGAAGUUUCUGGAUGGAGAACUUCCUCUGGAUUCCUUCAUUGACGUCUAUCAGAGCAAACGGAAACUGGCCCACAUGCGACGGGUGAAAAUCGAGAAGCUCCAGGAGAUGGUGCUAAAGGGGCAGAGACUCCCGCAGGCCCUGGCCCCGCUGCCGCCCAGGCUGCCCGAACUGGCACCUACUGCCCCCCUUCCCUACCCUGCCCCAGAGGCCAGUGGGCCCCCCGCCGUUGCACCUCGGCGCAUCCCCCCCCCACCACCCCCGGUGCCUGCAGGACGCUUAGCCACCCCGUUUACUGCGGCCAUGAGCUCGGGACAGGCCGUGCCGUACCCAGGAUUACAGUGCCCGCCCCUGCCCCCCCGCGUGGGCCUCCCCACUCAGCAAGGAUUCUCUUCGCAGUUCGUGUCCCCAUAUCCGCCACCUCUCCCCCAGAGACCCCCGCCUCGGCUUCCUCCACACCAGCCGGGUUUCAUCCUCCAGUGAGCGCCGGCGCGGUCCUUCCCGGGAGACUUCUUCCGCCUGGCGUGUUGUGCUCUGCUCACGGGAAGGAGGCUGGAGGUCCGCUCUGUGCCAAGGGCUCUGGGGCCCUGGGCCAGCGUGUCCGUCUGAUUUUAGAACUGUAGGUCAGUGGUGAGUAGUAGGAGCCCAGGCUUUGGGCAACAAGGCAGUUGUGUGUGCCGGGUUGCAGCCUGACACCUGUGCGUUGCAUCGGUUUGCAUUCUCCGUGUGAUUUCUAAGUAUCUUAGCGUUGAUGAACUCAUGUUUGGGAAGAAAUAGGCCUCUCCCCCAGUCCCACUUAGAAUCGUGGUCCUUCCAUUGCAGUUUUAUUUAAUGAGCAUGGUUCAUGAUACUUAUUUUAUUUUCGAAAGACAGUCCUAUGUGUCUCACCCACCGGCCACUGCAGCCCUGGUGAGGGCGGGUUGGCGCUGGCCGGCCUGGAAGAGCGCCGUGGCCGGGCUGCCACCUGCGGCUGCGUUGUUGCUCACAGAAUCUGUUGGGGAGAGGUCACCAUAGUCACCACCUGACCUGGCUGCUGCUCUUGCUUCAGAGCCACAAGCAAAGUUUGCACUGGGCCCACCGCCGAGUCCAGAGGCCGGAGAACGGCCACCGGUGUGGGAGGGGAGCGCACGAGUGGGACUUUGCACAGCAAAUUGUGUCCCCCAGCUCCUCCUCUCCCUCCUGCCUGGAGCCGGCCCUGAAGGUUUCUAUGAAGAAAUAAUCCCCCAAUAUUUUUACUACGUGUGUGAUUUUCCUGUUUUAUAUUGAAAAAACUUUUUUGACACUCCCAAGACCAUUCAGGGAAAUUUUAUAAAAAAUGCAGAUACUGUCUUGAGCAGAUUGAAAUGCCGAUGAAGUGGAUGCAAUUUCCUUUUGUGCAAGCAGUGCACGGUGCCCCCCUCGGGUGUCCGUGCUGUGCCUUAGCUUCCCCAGGUGCCAGGACUCACACCUGCUAGGGGCUGGGUAAGGCCCCGGCUCUGCUUUCUCUGAAGGGCUUGUCCAAGUUCAUUGCCCUGUUACAGGUGGUCAAGACGUCCGGCCACCUUGACCCAGGCUACCCUUAGCCAAUAUCCUCUGCCCCUGACUGGCUGGUGGCUGGGCCUCAGGGUGGGAAGCGUUAGGGGUUUGGCGAAAGCCCACCCCAUGGGAUUGAGGGACGGGGCUGCACUCCGACCAUCUGCACCUGCUCUUCCCCCCACCCCUGUGGGACCUCAUCUUCACGUGCCAUGUGUGCUGAAGGCCCAGGGCCCAGCAGGGGACAGUGGCACCUGUUGACCGAAAAGGCCGAGGUGCUUACCAGUGGACCUUCUGGCCUGCCACUCCCCUGUCACUUGUCAGGCAUCCAGGGCCCUGACCUGUGCCUAGCCGCCAGGGUGACAGAAGGCAGAACUGAAGCGGGGUCUGUCCCACUGGGCCACCGGCCAGGCCACUGCCUUUUGUCCUCAGUGACCGUACAUUCCUGCUCUCGGACUUGAACUCUACUGUAACUGUUUUCUUAAAGGAAAUGAAGCUGUACAGGACGAUUCACUGCCAUGCCAGUCAGGCAGGCUUGCCAUGUUCUGUGAUUCUCGAGUGAGCGGUGCCACCCGUCCCCAUACCUCUGCCACCGGCCGCUGUCGGGGAUGCCACAGCCUGGCCACGGUCGCAGCCAAACGUGAGCUUGGCAUCGAAGUUGCAAAGCGGCCCCUGGCCAGGCUCGCCAUCUCUGUUCAGGGCCGUGUCCGGUGCUGUGGCUGUAAAGCUGUAGGACCCUUUUUAAUAAAUAGAGAAUUAUUAGUAA
Messenger RNA from Pongo pygmaeus (Bornean orangutan), 4913 nucleotides. RefSeq names its product VPS37B subunit of ESCRT-I (gene VPS37B). Gene Ontology annotation, biological process: protein targeting to vacuole; ubiquitin-dependent protein catabolic process via the multivesicular body sorting pathway; protein targeting to membrane. Gene Ontology annotation, cellular component: ESCRT I complex. The transcript is spliced from 4 exons. Bases 2315 to 3118 code for a protein of 267 amino acids. The record is from RefSeq and is a predicted model, not a curated record. NCBI's taxonomy places the organism in Eukaryota, Metazoa, Chordata, Mammalia, Primates, Hominidae.